UGGAUGGAUGGAUGGAUGCUCGCAGCCGGGGCCCGCCCCUGCGCCGCCUGCACUGCCCUGCGUGCCGGGGCCCGGGCGCAGAGCCGCACUGCAGACUGGGCUGGACACAGAAGCAGCAAUGCUGCAGCUGCCUCUCUCCUAGCGCUGAGCACGGCUGAUAUAACAUGGGGUGUCUCAGCGGCUGGCCGGGGGCUGCCUUUACCCUCCUGCUGCUACUGCUGCUCAGCCUCCUGGCGCUCUGCUUAGCAGCACUGGAGGAACUGGGCCCCACCACUGACAGGCAGCCGCACACAGCGUGCACCCUGCAGGAGGGGGAGAGUCGUAUCUUCACCUGCUGGGUUCCCCGGCCAGUCCCCGGUGCCACACUGGCCUGGUACCUCAACGGUCAGAAACAGGAAGCCAACCUCUCAACUGCAGACACUGCCAGCAUCCUCACUGGCCAGCGCUCCGACCACCAGCUCAACUGCUCCCUGACCAUCCCGACCUCCAGUGAGACCUACAACACCUCCAUCCUUCUCAGUGUGCAGUGUAAGGUCCUCGGUGCCGGCCUGCUCCAGACUGGGAUGUGGGGAGGGCAUGUGGGGCUCCCAUCCAGCUCGGGCAGGACCAUAACCUGCAUCCAUCACAGCCAUAGCUGGGCAGCAUCUUGUCAGUCCUGUGCAAACGACAUAAACAAGCGCUCCUGGACCCAGGCGAGACAAAUCCUGCUCCUAGCUGUGUUGUCCCCAUCCCUCCUCCCCAUCUCACUGCCUGUUUUUUACCCAGAUAAGCCAGAGAUCCUGCGGGAAGAUGCCCACUACCAGCAGGUUGAGAGCACUGGCCUUCUCCUGGUGCUCUUUGUGCUGGUGCAAGCCAACCCACCUGCCAGCAUCACCUGGGUGGACCAGGAUGGGCAUGUGAUGGCCAACACCUCCAAGUUUCUCCUCCUGGGUGCCAACCACUCACUCCACAUCCAUCUCAGCUGCACAGCUGGAAACCUCUCCAUCAGUGCAGCCAACAGUGUGGGCAUCACCACUGCCUCCCUCAUGCCCCCAGGCCUGCUGGAUGCCCGUGUGGAGCUGCCUGUCCUGGGUGUUGCCGUUGGAGCAGCCCUGGCCCUAGCCGCCCUGCUCAGCCUGGGCUCCUGUGCUGCCUGCCUGGCAUGCCGCUUGCCCCAGCUUGUGCAAGGUCCGGUGCAAGCAGGAGGGAACAGCCCACCCAGCCAGUGCUCCCACUGCAGCAGCUCUGAGCCCCCGCAGCCCCGGGGCACACGUCUGCCCCGCCAGACCCAGUCCCUGCCACCCAACCUGCGCCUCGGUGACCUUGCACAGGAAGAUGGAGCUUCCCCCAAGGAUGCGGGAGCCAGUGCUAGGGGAGAAGAAAGUGCCCUGCUGGGACUGGAAAACUCCCUGGUCCUCAGCAAGCUUGGUUUUGUCCAGCUCCCAGUGUCUGGGCGCAUCUACAAAGUGCCCAGCACGAGCAGUGAUGAGAUCUGGCUGUGAGCUGCAGUGGUGCCGGUGAGCCAGGGCUGCCCGGCACAGGUAGGUACCAGCCCCCGGAGCUGAGCAGCUGAGGGUGCCAGGAAGGCCGUGAUGGGAAGCAGCAGCUGACCAGCCCCAGCUCUGUGCUGUGCUGUCAGCCAAGGCAUGGUUUUAUGUAGCCCCUGAACUUUAGCAAUAUUCUGUUACAAUCAAAAUGCAUCAAAACUGUUUAUAGCCAGGCUCUAGCACUGUGACUCCUCUUGGGGUAAAGCCAAGCACCAGCUUUGCUUUAGCAGGUUUGUGACUCGCUGUAUGAUCUUCUUUGCCCCUGUCCCUGCUGCUGUGGCAGACAGGUGGGAGGUCAGUGGAGCAGGGGCUGAGGAGAGCCGUCCCAACAGCAAUAAACUGAAUUUAAGCA
Taeniopygia guttata (zebra finch) is the source of this 1878-nucleotide messenger RNA. RefSeq names its product transmembrane protein 25 (gene TMEM25). Gene Ontology annotation, biological process: negative regulation of excitatory postsynaptic potential. The record is from RefSeq and is a predicted model, not a curated record. NCBI's taxonomy places the organism in Eukaryota, Metazoa, Chordata, Aves, Passeriformes, Estrildidae.